This is a messenger RNA of Neodiprion fabricii, 4246 nucleotides long. It is a transcript of the gene Slip1, whose product is annotated as PDZ domain-containing protein 4. The record is from RefSeq and is a predicted model, not a curated record. The transcript has 7 exons. Gene Ontology annotation, molecular function: protein binding. NCBI's taxonomy places the organism in Eukaryota, Metazoa, Arthropoda, Insecta, Hymenoptera, Diprionidae. The coding region runs from base 782 to 3097 and encodes 771 amino acids.
UGUGCAGUCCGGACGCCGCCGACUCGAGUUAGUCGACGCCGAGCUGCCGCCGAGUGAGGAGCUCCAGGGGCACGAGCUCCGGCAUCCGAUUGGCCCUCAUCGUUAUCGUUUACACGAUUUCUCGCCGGCAGCUGCAUGCCUGCAGCCCGCGUCUCCCGAUAUCGGUUAGGGCAUCGCCGAAGCCCCGUGCCGAAAAAUAAUUCAAAUAUAAUAUCGUCGUAACGAGUCUGCGUUCGCCUAACGAGUCACCGAGAUGAGGGUCAUGGAACCGGUGUACCGGAUCCGAAUAUGCUUUACAAAGGUCGUGAGCUCGCGCUGAAAGUGGAGACAGUGUGCGAGUCUUGAACGGUUAUUCGACGGGUCGAUUUUGAUUGUUGUUCUUUUCAUUUGGGUAUUCAUUUUUCUAUCCUUAUUUUGUUUGUAUUGGUUUUUUUUUUGGAUAUUUUUUUAUUUUGGUUUUCAUUCCUCAUUCGUUGGUUUCGCUUCAUCGAGCCAGUUUCUUUCUAGUCCGAUUUUUCGAGAACACUGAGGGAACUAUAAAACUCAUUUUCGAUGUCGGUUAGCCGUUUCGCGUCACGCGUCAUAUGAUCUAAAUGCAAGAAGCCUGUAGUUACAUGUAAACACAUUGUGCGUUUCUUUUGGGAUACUUAUAUAUCUUCAGUCGAGUUUACCAAAACCUGACCAAGUGUAGCUGAAGAGGAGUGCGGUCCCACCGCUGCUGAGGAGAAAAAGAGAGAAGAAGAAGUAGAAGAAGAAGAAGAAGCAGGGCAGCUCGAAAGUCAUGGACUUUGUCAUUUUAAAGGUCAACGGAAAGGACGUUUCCAACUCGAGCCACGAGGACGCGGUUCGGUGCUUCGAGUCUGCCCAGGAACCCAUCAUCGUCGAAGUCCUGCGGCGGCAGCCGGGUCAUCAGAUGGUUCACCAGCAGACCGGGAAGGACGGUGGUACUGAGAGAGCGACGAACCAGGACAAUAAACUGGAGAAGGACGACGAGGAGACCGUCAAGGAAAUCAAUUCGGCGAGCAGUCCGCUCGUGUCCACAGCCGUCCAGACCGACUGGGCUGGUCUCAUCGAGGAGGAACUGAUCCUGGAUCCACUGAACAUCGAGGAACAACCGAACGACAGUUUCGAAGAUUAUUUACCCCAGCACAUAAACUUCGAGGAAGUGACGUUGCGGAAGAGCGGAAGUGCUGAGAAACUUGGUCUGACAGUGUGCUACAGUUCCGGUUCUGGUAGCGAAGACGCUGACACUGAGGUCUACAUCUCGGAAAUAGUUCCGGAAAGUCUCGCCGCACGGGACGGACGACUGCGAGAGGGUGAUCAGAUCCUACGGGUGAAUGGGCGAGACGUCGCAAACAAGGAACAAACCGAGUGUCUAUUCGCCGAAACUAAGAACGCCGUGACUCUGUUGGUCAGCCGCUGUUUCUACCAGGAUGACGAAUACGAUGAGCAACGUUUGUACCAGCACGAGUCACCGUCCAGUUCGCCGGACAACAAUCCGGCAUACCAAAACAGCAUGAUAGAGCAGCUUAUCAGGCAACAACAGGAGUCCGAGGACCUGACGAAAGACGGCGAGACGAAGACUCUGACCUCCGGAAAAGCCGCUCUACCACCGCCACCAGUUCCGUCUCACACAGCCCAACAGCUGCAGAUGAACAUCUCGCAAUCGGACGAGAGGAAACAGUGGGUGCAAGACGCGCUUAAAGAUUGUUCGAAAAAAAUGGAAGUGCUCAAUCUGAGGGCUCAGCAGCCUGGACCUCCAGUUCCCCCCAUCAGACUGAUGGAGGCUUACACGAGCCACGUUUGGAGCGAUACGGAGCACAUCUACGAGACGAUACCAGAGUCGGACAGCGAACCCAUAUACUCGUCACCUUACGAGCACCAUCACUGGGUCCAGACCCAGCAGAGCGUAGUCAUGAAUAACCGCUCGCAAACGGCGGGCCAGACAAAGCCGUGGAACUCGUCAUCAAAGAGUAACAGUUCCGGUGAGGAAAAGGAGAGCUCGAGUGCUUACAACACCGGAGAAUCUUGCCACAGUAAUCCUCUGACCUUGGAACUACAUCAGGGAGAAAAGGAUCACCAUAAAAGCACCCUAAUCCUGUGUCCACCGCAACAGAAGGGUCUGCAACAGUCGAAGACCAGCCCGAUGAUCAACGCAGCUACGAAUCCAACGGUGACACCGGUCACAGGAUGUUCCUGCCCACUCUCAACCUCGCAGCAUGCGGGAAAACAGCCUAAGACCCAGCCUUCUUCGAGGAAGAGCAGCCACCAGUCACAGAGGGAGCACAGAUCAGACGUUACCAAUGCCAGCACUCUUCCAGCGGACACGAUGUACACCAACGCGGCUAACCUUCAGCAGACGAUACUGCUCCAGCAGGAGCUGUUUAAACAGGCUCUCAUGACCCGUCAGACAUCCCCGGGUCAUUGUCAGAUCCGCGAAGGCGGCGCGAGGAAGUCGAAGUCCCACGGAAACUUUCAGGCUCCAAAUCUCACGCGGUAUCAAUUCGUCGGCAGCCAACAGGUCUGCACAUCGACGUGGGUCCCGCCUGAGGAUAAGUGCGAGGUGCAAAUGGAAUGGAAGGUUAAGAGGCGACCUGACGGCACCAGGUACAUCGCCAGGAGACCCGUUAGGAACAGGAUACUGAGGAACAGAGCCAUCAAGAUAUCGGAGGAACGCGCUGGGCACACAACGGAAGAUGACACCAUGUCGGAGAUGAAGGUUGGAAGGUACUGGACUAAAGAGGAACGCAAGAGGCAACUCGAACGGGCCAGAGAGAGAAAACAGCGUCAUCAAGAAGUGCAGCUGCAGCAGCAACAACAGCAGCAACAGCAGCAACAGCAACAACAGCAACAACAAAUUCCUCCACAGUUACAGUCGAACGAGUUAACGAUAGGCGACUACAACGACGAUAAGAUAAUGAAAAAACCGCUCAAUAUCGUCGAAUUAAGCCAGAAAAAAAUGGCACGGAAAAAAACUACGAUAGAUGAUUUUACGACGGUGCAAGAGAUGCUGGUACACGGGAACCGGGUUGGCGGUGGUUCUGGUCCAGGUACGGGUGGCAAAUUGAUGGGUCUUCUCUCCGUUACUACAGUUUAAAACGACUAUCUAUAAGCGUACGUAACGUGGUACAGAGACAAGUACGGAGAAAUGAGCAGGCGGUGAAUUUCCUGCAAGGUCGAUGACAGACGAGCCGCCAUUUACAGAGCAGCCUCGUUAUUAUUACUCGGGGCGACUUCAAGCAGAGGCAGCAAUUGCCGAAUCGGACAAAACUCUCAUUAGGUCGCAGCUUUACCUCCAGUGUGCGUCUCCUGGGCCACUGUUUUUAUUAUUAUAGGCGCUAUGUCGCCCAGCCAGUGGUCACUUUCGUACCUAAAGGUUACGGUGGCUGUGCCUUUUUCGAUACGAUCAACCAGUAAAUAAGUCAUACUACAUUAUAGUAUAUAUUCAUUACUCUGCAAGCGUUAUGUAUGUACGUGUAUAUCCGUAGAGAUGUUGUUAUUAUGCAUAUACGUAUUAUGUAUAUCACGCAGUUUAUUCCAUAGCGUAGAGAACGGCAUGUCUGAUUAACGGAACGCAAAUUCGAUCGGGUAUCAAAUAUGGCGCCGUGAUCUAUGGGCAGCCUCGAAGUUUUCUUUGCAGAUCAGGAUUGUUUAGCUGCCCGAUAAGACGAAAUUUCGACGUCUCCCUAUCAUGCCAGCUCCGGAAAGUUUACGCGAACUUAAAUUUCGCCAAACCAGAGCAGCGUUUAGUAGAACACAGGAGCUCAAUUCGCCAGUUGGCCGCAUUCUGCAUUUUUUCGUACUCCUUUAGACCAUUAAACUCUGUUUGAGUUCAAAUAAUGAUAAGAAAAACCAGUUCAAUAAAAGAUGGAUAAGCAAGCGGCGAAAGAACAGUGAUUUAAACUGAUUUAAAAACACCAAGUUGAUUGGGUGAACAAAUAAUACAAAGAAAAUCAAGCUAACCGAUCUAAGAGUGGCGCGUUCUAAGUAUAACUAGAUGUAAAAAUAAUCUAAUCGAGAAUUUUGUAAUAUUUGUAAACUAAAUAACGAUAUAGUAAUUCGAAGAAGACAAAACUGCUCGUUAAUUGGCGUAAGUUAAUAUGAUACAGACUAUACGUACACAUAGCUUGGCUGCAACUGUUAUUAUUUAUCCUUAUGUGCUUUUGAGAAAACAAAGCAAAAAAAAAAAAAAAACAAUCCGAGUAAAUCGUAAUACUUCUCGUAGAAACAAUUAGCACAUAUUAAA